Prorocentrum cordatum is the source of this 372-nucleotide messenger RNA. The record is from the annotation of a GenBank genome assembly. Lineage: Eukaryota; Dinophyceae; Prorocentrales; Prorocentraceae.
GACUGGGAGCGGGCAGUGGACGAGCGCGCGCUCCAGCGCGGCGCCGCGCCCCGCCUGGCCUUCUGUGACGCGGCGCACGGCAGCCCACCGCUGCCGGAGGGGCGGCCGCUGCUGCCGCUGGCGCUGCUGCAGGCCACCGCCGGUGCCGCCGGCGGGGCGGUGGAGCUGCAGCAGGCGGUCGGCGCGGCCUCCGUCCCCGCGGAGGACUGGGUCGACCUCGGCUCCACCUGGACGGCCAGGGACACCCCCACGGAGUUCGCGGGCGCGGGCUGCGCGGGUCCCGCGCAGUGGGCGGGCGCCGCGCCGCAGGCGGACGACGGGGGCGUCGUGGUCAGCGCCGCAGGCCCGCAGGAGACCAAUUGCACCUCGUUG